CAUAAUAGUAGCUCAAGCCCACAAUGCAGCGCGUACAUCCCCCCACCCAACCUCUAACGUUGAUAAGCAAAGAUGGCGGUAUUUCCGCUAUGAAUGUUUGUGUGAACUUUCCUACUUGGUUUUGUAUAGCAAAAACAUUCUUUCCUGCUUCCAAAUGCUAGCAAGUGACUGUCGUUAAAUAGAGCGGUGGUACGGCUUGUUAUAACUCGAUUGAAGCGACAGAGUUGAGAGACCCUUGAAGACAAAAUAUUGAAGUGGACCAGCUAUGAAGCAGGCUCUGUCCCUGGUUCAGAAAUUGAGCGCACACCCGGACUCUCGGUGCUGGUUUGUCAGUUGGAGCCCGAACGGGGCGCUGCUUGCCUCGUGUGGGGGUGACAAGACCAUCCGGAUAUGGGGACACGAAGGUGAUUCUUGGAUAUGCAAGAGUGUGCUACAGGAUGGACACCAACGCACUGUGAGGAAGGUGGCAUGGUCUCCCUGUGGGAACUAUCUGGCUUCUGCCAGCUUUGAUGCAACCACAUGCAUCUGGAAAAAGAAGGAAGAUGACUUUGAGAGUUUGACUGUGUUGGAAGGACAUGAAAAUGAGGUCAAAUGUGUGGCGUGGGCUCCUUCAGGGAAUCUGCUGGCCACAUGUAGCAGAGACAAGAGUGUUUGGGUCUGGGAAGUGGAUGAAGAAGAUGAGUAUGAGUGCGUUACAGUUAUCAACUCUCACACACAAGAUGUCAAGCAUGUUGUGUGGCACCCGACCCAAGAACUGUUGGCGUCUGCAAGCUAUGACAACAACAUUUGCAUAUAUAAGGAAGAGGAUGAUGACUGGGAGUGCCGUGCCACCUUGCAAGGACACACAUCCACUGUCUGGAGUUUGUGUUUUGAUGCAACUGGAGAGAGGAUGGCUUCCUGCAGUGAUGACCGCACUGUGAAGAUUUGGAAAGAGUAUCCAACUGACAGCGGUCAGGGUAACCUGUCUUGGAAGUGUGUUUGCACUCUGUCUGGGUAUCAUGGACGAACAGUGUAUGAUGUUGUCUGGUGUCGGCUAACUGGUGCCCUUGCAACUGCUUGUGGAGAUGAUGCAGUACGAGUGUUCAAGGAAGAUGUCACAGCAAAUCCGGACGAGCCGGUGUUCUCCCUGGUUGCUCAGGUGACCAAAGCUCACAGCCAGGACGUUAACUGUGUUGCAUGGAACCCGAAGGAGGCGGGACUCCUGGCUUCCUGCAGCGACAGUGGAGAGAUUGCUAUUUGGAGAUUUCAAGAGGAGGACUGAAUCCUUGGUCCAUGUGUGCCUGCUCACAUUUUCAUUUCUGCAAGUUACACUGGGGACAUGAUCUUGAAGGCAUCUCAUCACUGUUCAUCUUUUAAUUUGAUAGCUGGGUUAAUUUCUGCUCGACUUUACAUCACGUUCAUCAAUGUGCCACAGCUGUUUCAAGUAUACUGCUGCAUCAUGUGUGUUUUAAUUUUACAUCUUGGAAAUUGCUUAAUUAAGACUUGAAAAUGUUUAUAUAAAGUAUAAAAACCAUAA
Melanotaenia boesemani (Boeseman's rainbowfish) is the source of this 1516-nucleotide messenger RNA. RefSeq names its product cytosolic iron-sulfur assembly component 1 (gene ciao1). Gene Ontology annotation, cellular component: cytosolic [4Fe-4S] assembly targeting complex. The transcript has 7 exons. The record is from RefSeq and is a predicted model, not a curated record. Gene Ontology annotation, biological process: iron-sulfur cluster assembly. Bases 266 to 1261 code for a protein of 331 amino acids. NCBI's taxonomy places the organism in Eukaryota, Metazoa, Chordata, Actinopteri, Atheriniformes, Melanotaeniidae. Gene Ontology annotation, molecular function: protein binding.